GGGAGACUCUUUAAGCUGUUUGCGAAGUUGGCCAUCGAGCAGUCGUCGAUCAGCUGGCGGCGAUGAACGUCACCGCGAAAUGCAUUCGCUGUUCCCCCGGCUCAUUUUGUAAGAGCUCCACUCCGCUGCCCACAAGUCCCCCUCCGGAGAAUCACCAAAUGCCAGCUGGCGCUGGUUAGUCGCUGCCUGGAACACACUCUCAAUGUAUCGGAAUAUACUCUGCCUGGCUCUGGGCCUCAUCAUCGGCAUCCGGCUGACUGACUUCUUUGAGUAUUUCCAGCUUACCAGAUCGGAUUUUGGGAGCACGCCGAUAACGCAGUUCGAUGAUGAGGCCACGCCCCAGCUCGCCACAGAGGAGGCCCUGGCCCGUUGGCUCCAUAACGAGACGCGGGUGCUGUGCAUGGUGCUGACCACGCCAAAGAAUCACCUCACGAGAGGCAGGAGGGUGAAGGGCACAUGGGGCAAGCGAUGCAAUAAGCUGAUCUUCAUCAGCACCCUAGAAGAUCGGGAACUGGGCGCCAUUGAUGUGGGCGUGCCCGAGGAACGAAAAAACUUAUACUUAAAGAUGAGAAUAGCCCUAGAUUAUGUGUACCAAAACUAUGGAGAGGAUUACGACUGGUUCCUCAAGGCAGAUGACGACACCUUUGUGAUAAUGGAAAACCUGCGGCUCCUGCUUUACCCAUAUGAUCCUGAGGCAGCUCUCUACUUUGGCCACAGAUUCCGAUCGUCCUUUCCGCAGGGCUACAUGUCCGGAGGUGCUGGCUACGUGAUGAGUCGGGAUGCACUGCGUCGGCUCAAUCUCUUUGCUUUCAACAACACCCACUUGUGUCCGAUUAACAACAUGUCCGAGGACAGGCAGAUCGGCUUCUGUCUGCAGAAUGUGGGCGUGGUGGCGGGGGACUCCCGAGAUGAGGAAGGACGUGACCGGUUUCUGCCCUUGUCUCUCAAGUCUAUGCUGCCCUCUUUUCCCACCGAUAACUGGCUACACAAAUUGACCUUCUAUGAACCUGCUAAUGAAACUGGCUCGACCUCAGGCAUUAGCUUUCACUAUGUCAAGAACUAUGAGUUCGAAAUGUACGAGUUUCUGCUUUACCGAUUACGGGUCUUUGGACAUCCUUUGUCCCAGAGAUCGCUGCCACCCAGGCUGGAACCCAAUCAAAUGCAGAACCAGCUUUACCACUGGUCUCUGGAAAACAGCACGAACCCUAACGCCUGGCUAACUUAGGAAGUAUUUACAACUAAUUAUAGAAGUAACAAGAGUUUAAUACAAGUAGUUAUAUGAGAAAGCAAUCCAAAAGGUGUUUAUUAUUGCCAAUUAACGAAGGAUAUGCUUAGUCAAAUAAAUCAACUUCCGCAAAACCAA
Molecule: messenger RNA, 1363 nt
Organism: Drosophila eugracilis
Lineage: Eukaryota; Metazoa; Arthropoda; Insecta; Diptera; Drosophilidae
Product: glycoprotein-N-acetylgalactosamine 3-beta-galactosyltransferase 1
Exons: 3
Coding region: 203-1225 (340 amino acids)
Cellular component (GO): membrane
Molecular function (GO): N-acetylgalactosaminide beta-1,3-galactosyltransferase activity
Source: RefSeq, a predicted model, not a curated record